Messenger RNA from Perca fluviatilis (European perch), 1985 nucleotides. RefSeq names its product E3 ubiquitin-protein ligase RNF182. NCBI's taxonomy places the organism in Eukaryota, Metazoa, Chordata, Actinopteri, Perciformes, Percidae. The transcript is spliced from 9 exons. The coding region runs from base 362 to 1225 and encodes 287 amino acids. The record is from RefSeq and is a predicted model, not a curated record.
GGUAACCCCGUCUCCUGCCUCCGGGCGCGCGCUGCAGUGAGUCAGUGAGCAGCAGAGAGACAGAGGACAGACGGGGAGUCACCGACAGAGACCGACGGACCGGAGACACUACGGACACAGUAACUACGGUAACCGUUAGCCUGCUAGCCUGUUAGCUUCCCCGCAGCUGCUGAGGCGCGAGACCCUCACCAUUACUGAGACUGAUGACGAGCGACGGCCGCGGUGUUGCUUCAGCCUGACAGACUCCAACUUAUACAGAUGGGCGUCCUCUCCGACUGUCAGACUGCUCAGCUGAUCUGGAGUCAGUCAGCUGACAGUUGAACUCACCUUCCUGGUUCAGGUGAAGACAGCAGCCAAUAGGAUGAGUCUGCUGAAGGGGGCGGAGCCUGGACCAGAGAUGGAUACCAAGGUGCAGACCUGGGCUCCAUCUCUGGAGGAACUGGAGUGUAAGAUCUGCUUCAGCCGCUACGACGCUCGCAGCCGUAAACCCAAACUGCUGCGCUGCCGACACCUCAUCUGCGCCCGCUGCCUGAAGAAGAUGGUCAACAUGGGAGAGUCCUCGCCGUGCAUCAUCAGCUGUCCAUUCUGUCGCCAUGAGACCCGCGUCCCCGACGACGAGGUGUGGCUGAUGGAGGACGACCGCUACAUGCUGGCUGUUCUGUCCCAUCAGGAUCAAUUCAAGAGAGGAGAAGAGAUGCUGCUGAGUCCCCACAGUCUCCCCGGCGGCAGCGUGGACUCAGACUUUAUGCUGAUCUCCGUCAUGGCGCUCACCGAGGACUCUCCGAGCAUGCUCAGUCUGUUUCGGCCGACCGGCCGCGACUUGCUGCCCGCCAACCUGCCAGUGAACAAGUUUGGCACCUGGAAGUCCUGCAGCAUCCCCCGCUGCCUGCUGGGGGCGCUCUGCCUGUGGUCCGGACAGUUUUCUUGGAUGGAGUCCAGUGGAAAUAAGGACCAGCUCUUCUGCAGCAUGUGCAGACAUUUCCCCAGCGGAGCUGACAGCCAAUCAGAGAGAGAGGAGGCCCUCACAGAGGUAUACUUCAGUUCUCUUCCUCUGGGGAUCUACCUGCUGAUGAUUGGUCGGUUGUGUCUCGGCGUUGCCAUGGUGAGUCUGGUUCCCUCCACGCUGCUUCUGCUCGUCCUCUACGGCUUCUGUCAGUGCGUGUGCACGGAGCUGUGCACGGCGCUGAGGGAGAAACUCGCCGCGUGCACGCACUUGCUGCCAUGACGACGACAACAACAACACAUCCAGGAUGAAACACUGCAGAAUUUUAUUUAGUUAUUGUGAAGAAAUUUUACUUUUAUUCUAACAAUAUUCCGACUUUUAUUUUGAAGAUAUUUAAAUUUUUCUUCUGAACUUUUUUUCUCAAAAUAAUCUGAUUUUUUUUUUCUCAAAAUAUUCAGAUUUUUUGAAAUGUUGAAACUAAUGGUUGUCUUCUGUUUUGGGGAGGAGAUGUGUUAACAUUCUGAGUUUUACUUAAAGUUGUUUAAAGUCUUCUGCAGACUCCAUGUGGCGCUGAUGCUAACCAUUCAUAUGUGUAUAUAUCUCUAUAUAUACAUAUAGAGAUAUAUACACAUACGCACAUAUACAUACAUAUAUAUAUAUAUAUAUAUAUAUAUAUAUAUACAUACAUAUAUAUAUAUAUAUAUAAACGUAGAUGCUGCCUCCGGCUGUGAGAUACCGUCUCUGGACAUCUGACCCGUUGGGACCAUAAAGACUCAGAGAAAAUGACUUAUUAGUUCAUGAGAAGAAAAGCCAAACAUAGCGACAUGGAAUAACAUUUCACAGAUGAUAAAUGUCUUUUACAAUAUUUGACUGUUACCAACGUGUUGAAGAGGAAACGUUAAUCCUUCAUGUUCCUGUCCUGAUGCUGAGCUAAGCUAACGCUCGCCUGUGUCAGCUGAACUAUAUGUUGUUUCAGUAGUUAGUAAUAACUCAGUAAAAUGCUGUUAUGUGUCUGUUAUUAAACUGUUCCUCGAGUCAUCCA